AUGAAGCACUCCCAGCAGAACGGCCUGCGCGCCUGCUCCUCGGAGAAGCCAAGUGGCUUGGCUCCAGACGGGGUCCAGGACACACAGGAGCUGGCAGUCUUUCCGAGAGAAAUGCUCUCGUUGGUAGCUCACCACGGCCUGCCGGCGGCAGCACUGCCCUCAGCCAGCUUCUGCUGCCUCUCGAGCUGUUCUGUGCUGGCCGAGCCGCUGCGCUUCUGGUGGAGCAGCACGGCCGAUAUUAUUUCAACAGUUGAAUUUAAUUACUCUGGUGAUCUUCUUGCAACAGGAGACAAAGGUGGCAGAGUGGUUAUAUUUCAAAGGGAACAAGAGAAUAAAAGCCGUCCUCAUUCUAGGGGAGAAUAUAAUGUUUACAGCACCUUUCAGAGUCACGAGCCUGAGUUUGACUACUUGAAAAGUCUAGAAAUUGAGGAAAAAAUUAAUAAAAUUAGGUGGUUACCACAACAGAAUGCUGCUCAUUUCCUGCUGUCUACAAAUGAUAAAACUAUUAAAUUAUGGAAAAUAAGUGAAAGGGAUAAAAGAGCCGAAGGUUAUAAUUUAAAAGACGAAGAUGGAAGACUUAGGGAUCCUUUCAGAAUCACAGCACUACGGGUGCCAAUAUUGAAACCCAUGGACCUAAUGGUAGAAGCGAGUCCCAGAAGGAUAUUUGCAAAUGCACAUACUUACCACAUAAACUCUAUUUCAGUCAAUAGUGAUCAUGAAACAUACCUUUCUGCAGAUGACCUAAGAAUUAACCUAUGGCAUUUAGAAAUCACAGAUAGAAGUUUUAACAUUGUAGAUAUUAAGCCUGCUAACAUGGAGGAGCUGACAGAAGUGAUUACAGCUGCCGAGUUCCACCCUCACCACUGCAACGUCUUUGUCUACAGCAGCAGCAAAGGAACGAUCCGGCUCUGCGACAUGCGCUCCUCGGCCCUCUGCGACAGGCAUUCCAAAUUUUUUGAAGAACCUGAAGAUCCUAGCAGCAGAUCCUUUUUUUCAGAAAUAAUAUCAUCGAUAUCUGAUGUCAAAUUCAGUCACAGCGGUCGAUACAUGAUGACAAGAGACUACCUUUCUGUUAAAGUGUGGGAUCUCAAUAUGGAAAACAGGCCUGUAGAGACAUACCAAGUUCACGAGUACCUUCGAAGCAAGCUUUGUUCCCUUUACGAAAACGACUGCAUCUUUGACAAGUUUGAGUGCUGCUGGAACGGUUCUGAUAG
Leptosomus discolor (cuckoo roller) is the source of this 1214-nucleotide messenger RNA. The record is from RefSeq and is a predicted model, not a curated record. NCBI's taxonomy places the organism in Eukaryota, Metazoa, Chordata, Aves, Leptosomiformes, Leptosomidae.